GAGAAAAAGGCGUCGAAGAGGUUGGAGAACGUAAAGAAGGAUCAGGAACAGCGACUGAAGAAACUACAAGAAGAACAGGUUUUGGACAACAGAAAGGCCGAGUUGCUCGAGUUGAAUGCUGACUUGGUGGACAAGGUGCUAUACGCCAUCAACUAUGCGCUUGCCAAUCAGACCUCCUGGAACGUCAUCGAGGCCGCAGUUGCAGAGCAGAAGGCUCGAGGCGACCCUGUCUCCAGUUGCAUUGAACGUCUUCAGUUAGAUUUAAAUCAGGCUGUUCUCCGUCUCAGUGAUCCGUAUGUUGAUGAUGAUGAGGAUGAGGACGAGGAUCAGAAGAAUGCCGCUGACGAACCCCUGGAAGUCACCAUCGAUUUGGGCUGUAAUGCUCUUAAAAAUGCAAAACGCAUAAAACUUCCCACUCCUCACCCGCUUCGUUUUAUCAGGUACUACGAUCACCGGAGGCUUGCCCAUGAUAAGGAAAAGAAAACAAUCACGGGAACAAAACGCGCCUUGAAGAUGGCCUCGAAGAAGGCUGAAAAGACGAAGACCCAAGUCGCUGGAGUCCAACGGAUUUCUAAAACGCGCGAACCCUUCUGGUAG
Molecule: messenger RNA, 597 nt
Organism: Dibothriocephalus latus
Lineage: Eukaryota; Metazoa; Platyhelminthes; Cestoda; Diphyllobothriidea; Diphyllobothriidae
Source: the annotation of a GenBank genome assembly